Molecule: messenger RNA, 2091 nt
Organism: Phytophthora infestans T30-4
Lineage: Eukaryota; Oomycota; Peronosporomycetes; Peronosporales; Peronosporaceae
Product: protein kinase, putative
Exons: 4
Coding region: 1-2091 (696 amino acids)
Biological process (GO): protein phosphorylation
Molecular function (GO): ATP binding; protein kinase activity; protein binding
Source: RefSeq, a predicted model, not a curated record
AUGCUGACCCGCUGCCUGGCUGCGACUUUCUGCGUGAAUGAGACGUGCGCAGUGCCCGACCGCCGCCGAGCCCUCCCCUCGACCGAACAGCAUUUACAUCAGCAGCAGAGCGACAGUAUGUCUGGCAACCAGCACCAGGUGCUUCUGGCUGGAGAAUAUGCACAGCGCCGCCCACUGCGGCACAAGUCGCCGCUCGCGGCCUUCACGUCUCAGCUGGAAGCGCAGCAGCCUCCGCCCGCCAAGGAGCUGGUGCAUGUACAGUACGAGCAGCAAGAACAAGAACCAGAGCAGCCAGAGAAGCAGCAGCCAGAAUGGCCUGGGCAGGAAGGCGUUGACGCUCAGACGCUCUUCGAAGUGAAGGCCACAUCCGUUAAGAUCGGCCGAGAGAUUGGCAAAGGAGCUUUCUCUGUUGUUUACGCCGGCGACUACCGAGGCCAGCACGUCGCAGUCAAGUGCCAACCUAAAGACGCAGAAGGCAACAUACCGGCCUUCGUGUUGCGAGAGGUGCAAGUGCUACGUCUGCUGCGUCAUCCGAGACUGCUUCAGUUCGCAGGAGCUGCCGACAACGUCCGUGCCAAACAGAUCUGGAUCCUCAGCGAGUACUUGAACAACGGCGACGUUGAUCUGCUACUUAAGGCCAUUCGUAGUGAGAAGAAGCCUCAUAUUGGUUGGCACCGUGUGCUACGCAUCGCUUUGGAUGCUGCUGAGGGGAUCGAGUUCCUACAAGAGAGGCACAUUGUACACCGCGACAUCAAAUCCUCCAAUAUCCUACUGGACGAUCAGCAUCGUGCUAAGCUCUGUGACUUCGGCUUUGCUGUGGAGAUAAAACCUAUUGAUGCGAUGGCUCAUGGUGCAGCGGAUGCGAGCAAGCAGCGGCGUAAAUCGUACUGUGGAACAGACGCCUACAUGGCACCUGAGAUGUUCCUGGACGAAGACUACGACCACAGCGUGGACAUCUUUAGCUUCGGAGUGGUGCUCAUGGAGAUGCUGUGCUGUCGUGUGGCCAACUCGGACGGAUUCUUGAUGCGUCUACCGCAAUACAAGUUCCAAGUGCUCCUGCCUGAGUUCCGUGACGCUCUACCAGCUUCAUGUCCUUCUGCGCUUGCAACUCUGGCGGAGAAAUGUGUGUCAUUUGAACCCAACGAACGUCCCGACAUCAAGACAAUUGUACAAACGCUCGAGGGUGCUCUGAAACAUACCAGUAGCUCGCAGUGCGAGAAUGAAGACAAUAGCUACAACUUCCAGGCAAAUGGUCGACACAACACAAUGGGUAUGGAGUCGGACGAGGAGGAGCGCGAUGUUCGAUCCCAAGUCGUCGAUGACCCUUUCUUGGACGAGGAGAGUGUCGAUAGCGACGUGCCAGGUCAGCCUGCUUCUCCUGCCCCGUACCACGAAGGAAUGAUUCUGAAGCGCGGUCGCCGCGGAAAGCGUUCGUGGGUCGAGAAGUGGUUUAUCGUCGACCACGACCAGCUCCAUUACACAGACGUCCCUCCAGGUUGGCGACAGCAUCAACAACAAAAUGCGGAAUGGCGCUGCACGUUAUCUCCUAUCUCGUCGCUUUCACUGCGUGAGUGCCGCAUCUGGAAGACGAUGGAGAUGCCGGAGCUGCGAUUCAACGUGAUUGACAACAACUGGAAGAUCAAGCGCGAGCUGCAGGCCGUGACAAAACGUGACCUUGCUCUGUGGAUCGAGCUCAUCAAUCAAGGGAUAGACUAUGCUAACGAACUCUACGCUCGUGAGCACGACUUGCCAAACAAUAGUGCAACUGGGGCGAGCGCGAGUAGCAGCAACGCAAGUCGCCCCACUUUGAGGAAGACAAGACGUCGAAGUAGUGUAACAAAGUUUGAGGAACCGCCCGAACUGCCAGAGACAGAGGAGGACCGCGCCGAUGAGGUAUACCUGUGGCUUAAGCAGAUUGGUUACCAGAGAUACGCACCCAUGUUCAAGGUAAAGGGAUUUGAUUCGCUCGAUUUUAUUCGCGAGACUGGCAUUGAGAUGGAAGAUUUAAAUUUCGUGGGCAUCAAGGAGCCUGUGGCGCGUAAGGCGAUCCGUUUAGCAGCUCGGACGUUGCGCGGCGACAAUGAUGAUUGA